This is a messenger RNA of Podarcis raffonei (Aeolian wall lizard), 1823 nucleotides long. RefSeq names its product basic leucine zipper and W2 domains 2 (gene BZW2). Gene Ontology annotation, cellular component: cytoplasm; membrane. The transcript has 12 exons. The record is from RefSeq and is a predicted model, not a curated record. Lineage: Eukaryota; Metazoa; Chordata; Lepidosauria; Squamata; Lacertidae. Bases 26 to 1417 code for a protein of 463 amino acids. Gene Ontology annotation, molecular function: protein binding.
CGGCGCUCUGCCUCUGUGUGUGUUAAUGUGUCCGUCCUUCACUUCUCCAUUGUCUGUGGCUGCUGCUUGUGGCGGAGGCGCUGCCGCUGCUGUUGUCUCUUUGCUUCUUCUCCUUAGACAAAAGCCACUUCCCCCAGAGAGAAAUUUUAUGAAUAAGCAUCAGAAGCCGGUGCUAACAGGCCAACGGUUCAAAACUAGGAAGAGGGAUGAAAAAGAGAAAUUUGAACCGACCGUCUUCCGGGAUACAAUUGUCCAAGGUCUCAAUGAAGCUGGUGAUGACCUGGAAGCUGUAGCCAAGUUUCUGGAUGCUACAGGCUCAAGGCUAGAUUAUCGCCGCUAUGCCGACACUCUGUUUGACAUCUUGAUAGCUGGCAGCAUGCUAGCUCCUGGAGGGACAAGAAUCGAUGACAAUGACAAGACCAAGAUGACCAAUCACUGUGUGUUUUCCGCAGAAGAAGACCAUGAUGCCCUCCGACAUUAUGCUCAGGUCUUCAACAAACUCAUCAGGAGAUAUAAAUAUUUGGAAAAGGCAUUUGAAGAUGAAAUUAAAAAGCUCCUGUUGUUCCUUAAAGCCUUUUCUGAAACAGAGCAGACAAAGCUGGCAAUGCUCACUGGAAUCUUGCUAGCCAACGGGACACUUCCUGCGACCAUUUUAACAAGCCUUUUCACUGACAACAUUGUCAAAGAAGGUAUCGCAGCCUCUUUCGCUGUCAAAUUGUUUAAAGCAUGGAUGCUUGAGAAGGAUGCCAAUUCGGUCACCUCCGCUUUAAGAAAAGCUAACUUAGACAAGAGGUUGCUAGAACUGUUUCCACCCAACCGGCAGAAUGUGGAACAUUUUGCCAAGUAUUUCACUGAUGCUGGCCUUAAGGAGUUGUCAGAUUUCCUCCGGGUCCAGCAGUCGCUGGGGACUCGGAAAGAACUACAGAAAGAGCUUCAGGAGCGCCUUUCUCAGGAAUGCCCAAUUAAAGAGAUGGUGCUUUAUGUAAAAGAAGAAAUGAAGAGGAACGACCUGCCAGAACCGGCUGUGAUUGGACUCCUGUGGACCUGCAUAAUGAACGCUGUUGAAUGGAACAAGAAAGAAGAGCUGGUCGCGGAGCAAGCACUGAAACAUCUGAAGCAAUAUGCACCUUUACUGGCUGUAUUCAGCACCCAGGGCCAAUCAGAGCUGAUCCUUCUCCAGAAGGUUCAGGAGUACUGUUAUGAUAACAUCCACUUUAUGAAAGCCUUUCAGAAGAUUGUGGUGCUCUUUUAUAAAGCUGAUGUCCUAAGCGAAGAAGCCAUCCUGAAGUGGUACAAAGAGGCACAUGUUGCCAAAGGCAAAAGUGUCUUCCUUGACCAGAUGAAGAAGUUCGUUGAGUGGCUACAAAACGCUGAAGAAGAAUCCGAAUCUGAAGGGGAAGAAAACCAAGAUGGCUGAACGAAGCACAAAACGUAUUCGCUGUGGCCGGCUGCUUCUUACGGAAUUUUGUACCGUUCAAAGAGAAAGACUCUUACUCCAGUGUCAUACCGAAAAUUCUAGGCUAGGCUUUCCUUUUGUUUAGAAGAAUAAAAUGUUGGAGCCUUGAGACAUUAAAUGCUGAGACUCUUCCUCUGGCGCACUGUACACUAUUGUAGGCAGAGGCAUUCAGCAAGGAAACAACAUAUAGGAAAACUGAAGUAAUAUCCUUUAAGGACUCCUUUUUUAUUAACAGUCUUCAGGUACUACAUAUGAACACUUCAGUGUUUCUCCAUAGGGAUGUUCUGUGCGUGUAGCUCAAUAUUUGCUUGUGUGUGAUUUGACAUAAUCACAUUUUGGGGAAAUUAAAUGGCUUUUAAAAAUCUUA